AGGGACAAUUCAAAUGUUUAGAUAAACUAACGAAUCUUGGACAUCUUUUGGGAAUCCUGAAACUCAAUAAUUUGGCAGUUUAUUCUCGAAAAUACUUCUUGCCAUAAGUGGGAGUCGUAGUCGAUUCAAUCAUCAAAGUACAACGUCACCCAAGAUCUCCUCUAAUCAUGGCCGGAGUUCAAACAUACAACCUCGGAGACUGGAAGCUACAAUCUGGACAAACCAUUACGGACGCCACUAUUGCAUACAAGACUUUUGGAGAUCCAAAAUCUCCAGCAAUCAUUUAUCCGUCCUGGUACUCAGGAUCAAUCGCCGAUAAUGAGUGGCUCAUCGGAGAAGAUCAUACCUUGAAUCCUAAGAAGUACUUUAUCAUCAUCACAGCACUUUUUGGCAACGGUCAAUCCACCUCACCCUCGAACUCUGACAUUAAGCCCUUCCCAAAAGUCACUUUCUAUGACAAUGUUCGAGCUCAACAUAUUCUUGUAACCGAGCACUUGAAGAUUCAACAUGCACGUGCAGUACUGGGCUGGAGCAUGGGAGCUGGACAAACAUUUCAAUGGGCUACCAUGUACCCGGACUUCAUGGAUAUUUGUGUCCCUUUCUGUGGAGCUGCUAAAACAUCUUUACAUAACCAAGUCUUUCUCGAAGGUGUUAAAUCCGCUCUGCUCUCUGCAAAGAGGCAUCCAUCUGCUGGAGUAUGCGCUGAUGGAGCUCUUCCUAAAGGCGAAGAGUAUAGAAUGUGGAGUUCUGAGGAGAAAGAAGUUGGUUUGAAAGCUCUUGGAAGAGUAUAUGCAGGCUGGGGGUUUUCCCAAGCCUUCUACCGAGAAAAGUUGUACGAAAAAGUGCUUGGAUUUAAGGGACUCGAAGAUUUCAUGGUCAACUUUUGGGAGUCCUGGGCAUUGAGCAAAGAUCCUGAAAAUAUGUUGGUUAUGUUAUAUACAUGGCAAGCGGGAGACUGCUCGCAGCAGGAGCCGUAUAAUGGAGACUUCAAAGCUGCGAUGCAAGGAAUCAAGGCGAAAACGCUUGUUCUGCCAGGAAAAACAGAUCUUUAUUUUCCACCAGAAGAUUCGGAAAUUGAAGUUGCAAAUAUGAAGGAAGGUGUAGGAAACCUAGAUGUUUUCCCAAGCAUCUGGGGCCACUGGGCUGGCGGACCAGGCGAUAGCAAGGACGAUGUGAAAUGGCUGGACGAGAAGCUCCGUGAGAUAGGCCUCUGAUGAAUGGAAGCUCUCCGCUGUCCUUCAGCAGUCCGGAUCAUGUGGCUUCAGAGCUCCGUCGAGAAGCAAAUAAUGCACAUCAAUAAUUAAACUCUGAAUUUCCGAAC
Molecule: messenger RNA, 1321 nt
Organism: Mollisia scopiformis
Lineage: Eukaryota; Fungi; Ascomycota; Leotiomycetes; Helotiales; Mollisiaceae
Product: homoserine acetyltransferase family protein-like protein
Exons: 5
Coding region: 168-1214 (348 amino acids)
Biological process (GO): biosynthetic process
Molecular function (GO): acyltransferase activity, transferring groups other than amino-acyl groups
Source: RefSeq, a predicted model, not a curated record